UGCUAUAAUACAAAGCCACGUGGAGUAUAUACCUCUAUAUUCUGUGAGAGUUUAAACACAUGAAAUAAACCAGUACAGUGCUUUAAUCGGAUAAAAAAUAUUUGUAGAACUUAUUUUGAAAAAGUCUGUUUUACGUUUUAUGAGUGAAAAGUCAAGACAGACUAAAUUAACAACAUUAACUGUUAAAUAUCGAUUAUAAAGAAAACAAUAUGGCAAAGGAGAAAUUACACAAUGUUGAUACUGAGGAACAAUUAGAGCCUUUAAACACAGAAACUGGAUCUAAAAAACCCUUAAAGAAGCGACAAGCAUGGGAUUCUAAAUGGCAGUAUAUAUUUAUGGUGAUCAGUUAUGCUGUGGGAUUAGGAAAUGUUUGGAGAUUUCCGUAUUUAGUCCAGCAACACGGCGGUGGAGCGUUUUUAAUACCAUACCUAAUCAUGUUGUUCGCAGAAGGAAUGCCUAUACUGUAUUUAGAGUUUGCUAUUGGACAAAAAAUGCAGAAAGGGACUGUUAUAGUAUGGAACGAGAUAAACCCGCUUUUAGGCGGAAUCGGACUAGCAAGCGCCGUGACGUCAUUUAACGUUGCUAUAUAUUAUAACGCCAUUAUCAUGUGGUGUUUCUUUUAUCUUUUCCACUCAUUCCAAAGCCCACUUCCAUGGGCUUCCUGUCCAACAGAAUUUAACGAGGCUGAAAAUAAAACCAUUGAGGUGGAAGAAUGCGUAAAAGGUGGAUCUACGUCAUAUUUCUGGUACAGGAACGCGCUUGACGUCUCGCCGAGCUUGUCGUCACCUGACGGUAUUAAAUGGAAGAUGUUGCUCUGUCUCAUAUUUGCCUGGUGUAUUGUCUAUGCUUGCAUAUGGAAGGGAAUUAAGUCAUCUGGGAAG
Messenger RNA from Ruditapes philippinarum (Manila clam), 881 nucleotides. RefSeq names its product sodium- and chloride-dependent transporter XTRP3-like. The record is from RefSeq and is a predicted model, not a curated record. Gene Ontology annotation, biological process: sodium ion transmembrane transport. Gene Ontology annotation, cellular component: membrane. Lineage: Eukaryota; Metazoa; Mollusca; Bivalvia; Venerida; Veneridae. The transcript has 2 exons. The annotation marks the transcript as partial.